AUGCGCCUACCUGCCUCUUUCAUUGCUGGUGCGAAUGCGGAAUAUAAGGAGAUGGUUUCAAUUCAUAACAAAGAAUCACAGAUGCGCCUACCUGCCUCUUUCAUUGCUGGUGCGAAUGCGGAAUAUAAGCAGAUGGUGAUGCUGGCGGAGCUCAUAAUCUUUGCGAGAACAGCAACUGGACUGUUUUUCAUGUGGUUGAUAUAUGGUUUUUUGACGGCGGUUUACGACAAUGUUGUUGAGGAGGAAUUCCACAACGCCUGCGAUUCGUUGGCAGAAGAAGAACGUGAACACUAA
Messenger RNA from Ostertagia ostertagi, 294 nucleotides. Lineage: Eukaryota; Metazoa; Nematoda; Chromadorea; Rhabditida; Trichostrongylidae. The record is from the annotation of a GenBank genome assembly.